Molecule: messenger RNA, 516 nt
Organism: Oppiella nova
Lineage: Eukaryota; Metazoa; Arthropoda; Arachnida; Sarcoptiformes; Oppiidae
Source: the annotation of a GenBank genome assembly
AAGCUGACCAGAGGUGUGAAUAUAGUGGUGGCCACUCCGGGCCGGCUGUUGGAUCACUUGCAGAACACCAAACAGUUCCUGUUUAAGAACCUCCAGAGUCUGAUCAUCGAUGAGGCCGAACCGCUUUAUAUAGGGCUCGAAGAGUAUAAGGAGACGGCGACUGUCGACGGCUUAGAGCAGGGCUUUGUGAUCGCGCCGUCAGAUAAGCGAUUGCUUCUGUUGUUUACGUUUCUUAAGAGGAAUAGAGCGAAGAAAGUGAUGGUGUUCUUCAGCUCCUGUAUGUCCGUUAAGUUCCACAACGAACUCCUGAAUUAUAUCGAUCUGCCCGUUAUGUCCAUUCAUGGAAAACAGAGGCAAACGAAACGGACGACAACAUUCUUCCAGUUCUGCAAUUCAGACGCCGGUAUACUGUUGUGCACAGACGUGGCCGCCCGGGGUCUCGAUAUACCGCAAGUCGAUUGGAUCGUACAGUACGACCCGCCCGACGACCCAAAAGUAUUUAUGAAAAUAUAUUAG